Drosophila mojavensis is the source of this 729-nucleotide messenger RNA. RefSeq names its product probable 28S ribosomal protein S23, mitochondrial (gene mRpS23). Gene Ontology annotation, cellular component: ribosome; mitochondrion. The record is from RefSeq and is a predicted model, not a curated record. Gene Ontology annotation, biological process: translation. Gene Ontology annotation, molecular function: structural constituent of ribosome. NCBI's taxonomy places the organism in Eukaryota, Metazoa, Arthropoda, Insecta, Diptera, Drosophilidae. Bases 96 to 668 code for a protein of 190 amino acids. The transcript is spliced from 3 exons.
AAUAAGAACCGAAUGCAAAAAGCAUCGAGUAUUUCCUGCCGCUGCGCAUGUCGUAAUAUUAACAACAAAUUAUUAUUAAUUAAAAGAGUAGUAAAAUGGCCCAAAGUAGACUGGAAAAAAUCGGCACCAUCUUCACCAGAGUACAAGGCCUGUUGCGCGGUGGCGCUAUGAAGGCAGAGGAUAAACCCAUUUGGUACGACGUCUAUGCGGCUUUUCCCCCCAAACUAGAGCCCCGCUUCGACAGGCCCGCUUCCAAUGAGCCAGUGCGCAACAUUUUCUAUGCCGAGGAUGUGGUCCGAGCAAAGUUGCACAAGCAGAACAAGUCGCAUGAGACGAUUUCGCUGUUUGAUCACAAACGCCGUACACAAAGUCAAGAGUUUGUGCAGAUCUACGAUCAGCUGAAGUCGCAGGGCGCCUUGGAUGAGCAGCGCAUUUACGAAACGGCGCUCGAUUUGCUCGCCGAGCAGCGGCAAAAGUCGCAGCCCGAAGCAGUCGAGGAGCAACUGCAGCUGGAGGACCCCAACAGGAGUACGCUGCUCAGCGAUUUCCAGGAGGCAGAUCACCAAAAGCGGCAACAACAACAAGAACAGCAGCAAAAGUCACAGCAGUCGAAGUCAAGCAAAGUGAAACAGCAGGGCGUCAACAUAAGCAGCUUGUUUAAAGAUUAAGGUGUUAUUUGUUUUAUAUUAUAAACUAAAUAUACAAAUAAUGUUUUUAUUGUGCUCUAAA